Annulohypoxylon truncatum is the source of this 887-nucleotide messenger RNA. Its product is annotated as acyl-CoA N-acyltransferase. Gene Ontology annotation, molecular function: protein-N-terminal amino-acid acetyltransferase activity. The coding region runs from base 144 to 716 and encodes 190 amino acids. The record is from RefSeq and is a predicted model, not a curated record. Gene Ontology annotation, cellular component: NatB complex. Gene Ontology annotation, biological process: N-terminal peptidyl-methionine acetylation. NCBI's taxonomy places the organism in Eukaryota, Fungi, Ascomycota, Sordariomycetes, Xylariales, Hypoxylaceae. The transcript has 3 exons.
UUCUAUACUCAUGCUAUCUACCUAGCCAGAUAUCUCUUAAAGUCGUUGUUGGUGACGGAAUAGCUGGAAAAUACUGACACACUCGUUAAAAUUACAUCAAUUUUAAUUAUCUAUCGGAGGGAGAUAAUCAUCGCCCUGGAAGCAUGGCGUCCUUUCGACGGUUUCGUCCAGACGACUUGGACAAGUUCUCUAAGUGCAACCUCGACCCUUUGACUGAGACUUACGAUCUGAGUUUCUACCUUCAAUAUUUCGCCAAAUGGCCUUCGCUAUUUCAAGUUGCCGAGGACCCCAACGGAAAUAUUAUUGGUUACAUCAUGGGUAAGCUCGAAAGCUCUCCAGACUAUUUCCAGUACUCGGAGCACUACCUACCAUGGCACGCGCAUAUAACUGCUCUUACGGUGGCUCCUGAAGCGCGCCGCCUUGGGAUUGGAAAGAUCCUCACCGAUAACCUCGAAGUGGCGGCCGAGGCCGGUGACGCUUGGUUUGUCGACCUUUUCGUGAGGAAAAGUAACACGAAAGCCAUCACCUUCUACGAAGGUAUGGGUUAUAGUGUUUAUCGUGUAGUCAAGGACUACUAUGGCGAUAAUGUGAACGAUCCUACCGCUCACGGCGAAGAUGCCUACGACAUGCGGAAACCUAUGUCACGAGAUAAAACGCUAAAGCACAUCCGGGAAGACGGAAGGAACCACGAAGUUCAACCUGAAGAUGUCUUUUGACGGGGAGUUUCUGCUUGCCUGCUACAUCGCACCGUCGACAGAAUACACACUCCCGCUUACGUACUUGCUCUCGGGACUCAGUAAGAAGGCGAUGACUUGACCGCACUCCUCCGCCGUGCCUAACCUACCGAAAGCCACCGUAUCAUCGAAUGGCGCGUCAGGUGUCCGGUU